CAGUGUAGAAAUAAAAUGGCGAGAUUAUUUCUACGCUUGGUUCUCUGUGUGUUUGUAGUCUCAUUGAUUAGUUCAGAGCUUGUCAUUGAUGUCCAACCAAACGUCAUAUCUCCAGAGAUAACUGCACAACUUGUGGUCAACUGUUCUAUAACUAAUAAUCAAGUUCAAUAUCUUGAUGUUAUCAAAUCUCUAACUCUUUCUCGUUAUAAUGAAACUAUCAGAGAGUUUGAUGAACUCAUAGCUUUGGAUUCCUUGACACAAAAUCUAAAACAAUUUGUGAGAUUUAAAUAUUCACAAAUCAGUUUUGGAAACCUGUAUAUAACUUUAACUCUACCUAACCCAACUCAGUUUGAUGCCAGAAUAUAUAGAUGUAAUGCCACUGGAGCUAAUUCCGAAGGGACGAAUAUUUCUUUGUUUGCUAAGAUGGCAGUAGAAUAUGAAACAAACUCGACCGCUUUAAUUGAAGAGAUUCGACGUAUCAAGAAAGAUGAAAACAAAUGCUCUUUAAAGAAAGAUGAUCUCUCAGACAUCAAGCAAAGAUGGAGAGUUUAUUUUUCUGAAAGUUCCAAAAUCAUUAAAGAACGAAUUGAGCCUCUUACUUUAAAAUGUACCUUUCAGAUUUUGACACCGGAUGAAAAUGAAACUUCCAGACUACAAUCUUUGUAUAUACUCCAUGAGACAAAUGGUGUAGUUGCCAAUAUCAAUAAAGACCAAGCUGUUAUUACAACAAUUCAAGGAGGUAACUUUGAAAAUGCUCAAGGUGAAAUUUCUGGAAACCAAUCAAAAGAAUCCUACCUUCAAGUCACGUGGAGCAAUCUGAAACACUCAGACUCUGGAAAAUAUUUUUGUGAAGCUCAUGUUAAACAUUCCAAAGGAAAAGCUGAGAGGUUGAAUGAAAUGUUAACAAUAAAAGUUAUAAGUCCAACAAUUGAUGAUUUGAUGGAAGUAAUUCAAAAAUUAGUUACACAAGUUGAUGGAGACAAGGAAAGCCUGCAAGAUGUUAAACAAAAUAUAAAGAACAUUAAAGAAGACUUAAAUACUAAAGAACAAAAUAUUAUUAGCAUUAAAGAGGAUUUGAAUACUAAACAACAAAGUAUUAUAAGCAUUAAAGAAGAAUUCAAAACUAAACAAGAAAAUAUUCAAAAAGACGUGACUAUAAAUCAACAAAAUAUACAGAAAAUUAAAGAAGAAUUGGAUUCCAAAGAACAAAGCAUGAUAAGGAUUAGAGAAGACUUCAGCGCGUGUCAACAGAAUAUAAGCGCAUUUAAAGAAAAUCUCGAAAUAAUGUUUGUUAAUCUUUCAACUUCUUUCAUGCAAGUGAAGACACAAAUUAAUAAAGGAAACCAAGAAGACCAACAUUUAAUACCCCAGAAGAUUUGUCGGGACGUCAACAGUACCGACGAGCGUGUGGUGGUAACAUUAACUUCCGGGUUAAAGGUCAUGUGUGACACCAAGACAGACGGCGGUGGAUGGAUCAUCUUUCAGAGAAGAAUCAACGGAAAAGUAGAUUUCUAUAGAGGCUGGAAGGAGUAUCGUGACGGCUUUGGAGAUUAUGCAAUCGGCGAAUUUUAUUUGGGGAACGAAUAUAUUUCUAAGUUAACAUCCACAAGAAAUUUCGAUCUGAGAAUUGAUUUUAAGUAUAACCACAAGACCUAUUUUGUGGAAUACUCGGAUUUUAGGAUAUUAAAUGAAACGAACAAGUACCAAUUAAAGAUAGGAAAAUAUAAAGGAAAUGCUAGUGACGACUUCUCGUACCACAAUAAUAUGCAAUUUAGUACCUUUGAUAGAGACAACGACGUCGAUACAAGAAACUGUGCAUUACUAUUCACAGGUGCAUGGUGGUACAAAGCUUGCCAUUAUUCCAACCUUAACGGUCAAUGGGGAAGUAAGGAAUAUAGCAAGGGCGCUAACUGGGAAAGCAUAACUGGAUUUGGAGCUAGUGUCUCCUUUGUAGAGAUGAAAAUCAGAGAAAGAUAGUCAAAUAUCUCUUAAGAAUCUUAUAAUCAAUGUUUCAUAUAACGGCGGAGUAGAUCAAUGACUCAUACUUGGUCAAGGCUCAUUAGUAUAUAGAACAAACAAAUGCAUUUAAUUUUAUUUUCGUUUAUGUCUAUCUCUAAUAUAGCAGUUAGGUUUAUAUACACAUCCUUUCAAUAGCAAGUAAAUAUGUAUCCUAUGUAUAGUAAAACUUUUUUAUAUCAUUUAUAGCAUUAUAAAUAGCAAGUUUACAUUAUAUCAUGUAUAGCAAGUGUACAUUAUAUAAUUUAUAGCAAGUUUACAUUAUAUCAUGUACAGCAAGAUUAUUUUAUCUCAUGUAUAUCAAUUUCUAGUUUAUCUCAUGUAUGGCAAGUUUAGUUUAUCUCGUUUAAAGCUAGUUUAGCUUAACUCACGUAUACAUGUGUAUAGUUUGUAUCAUGUAUAGCAAGUUUAGUUUAAUCGCUCCACAAUAUGUAAUGAUUUUGAAGUAGUAACAUAGUAAUAUUUAUGAAUGAAAUCUAUUUUAUAUAUACAGAUAUAUCUGUUUUAAAUUCCAUUGGAAAUUAACUUUUGGUCGUGUCAACAUUGUGAUA
Messenger RNA from Biomphalaria glabrata, 2567 nucleotides. Its product is annotated as angiopoietin-1. The coding region runs from base 16 to 1977 and encodes 653 amino acids. The transcript has 6 exons. NCBI's taxonomy places the organism in Eukaryota, Metazoa, Mollusca, Gastropoda, Planorbidae. The record is from RefSeq and is a predicted model, not a curated record.